Messenger RNA from Alternaria alternata, 1790 nucleotides. RefSeq lists its product as hypothetical. The transcript is spliced from 2 exons. The record is from RefSeq and is a predicted model, not a curated record. NCBI's taxonomy places the organism in Eukaryota, Fungi, Ascomycota, Dothideomycetes, Pleosporales, Pleosporaceae. Gene Ontology annotation, biological process: spliceosomal snRNP assembly. The coding region runs from base 125 to 1681 and encodes 518 amino acids.
GGUAGCUCGCGGCCGUACCUUGCAUUCCCUGCAAGUGCGACGCUAGACCGAUGUAGCUCACCUCCGCGUUGGUCUCCGCAAUCACUUGUCAACUAAAGUCAGGACUGACUUCCUCAACGCAAAGAUGUCAAACUUGGGGGUCAACCUGGCUGUUACUAAAGACGGUGAGACCUACAACAAACUACAGCGCCCUGACGGUUACCUUAUAUCGACACAGCCACCUCCUACAAGCCCUCCGGCAGCUUCUCCAACGACAUACAGCGGCAAAAGGAAAUGCGCGCAAGAGGAAGUACCUGAAGUUAAGCGCGCCAGGAUCGAGCGCAACACAGCGCACUCCAAAAGACGACCACGCGUUCUGGACUCAUACCAAGAGUAUGGAACACGGACGGUGCUACCCGGGCUCGAUGGCGAAGAGCAGUUGUCCGACGAGUCUACGAGCGAAGCAUUAGCAUACCUUCACAGUGUCCGGUCCGAAGCAUCAGCGAUUCCCACGUUGCUCGUGGCGCCGAACAAUUUCAACGCCGGUGAUGUUGAUUCAGAUGAUGACGAACCGCACUACACAACUCCUGCGCACAAGCAACGCGUCAUAUAUAAAGAGGGAACUUGGAUUGCUGUGGAUAGAGAACACGAUGCUGCUAAGUGGGAGGAAGACCCGUCCGUUGUUGAUCCUCAACAAGGUUGCAACAACAUGCUUCUUCAGCGCUUUCAGAAUCUCCGCAUCAAGCUCGCUGAGAUCCGGAAGCAUAGACAGGUAUCAAAACCAGCAAAGAAGUCUACAAACACAUUAAAGGUUGGAAAGUACCAAUGGUCGGAAAUCAUAGAGAGCAAUUUCCCAAACUUCGAAGAGGUCGCCGACAUGGAUGAAUCGACGCUGUAUAUUGCUCUCCAAGGAUGCACGUUAGCCUUGGGACGAUCAGUCGAGGUAUCUCGUCAACAGAGCUGUUGGAUAUGGACUUUGUUAGCCCUGGUCGGAGAUUUCGGAACUUUGGACCAUGAACGCGUCAGCAGGAUCCGGGAUUUGGGACUCGGUGCUGGUCGACUAACGCGGCGACUCUGCACGGAUCAAGCGAAAUCGACGCGCAAUGUACCAGAAGACAGAGAUACCAGAUCAGACGUUCCCGAUUUCAAUACCCGCAACGAAGAGGUUUCCACGAAAGAAGAGGGAUAUAAUCCAAGCUGUGUUUCUGACGAGAAAGAUGUUGUAUCGCACUCUGCUCUUCCGAAGUCUGACGACGUCGUGCUGGCCCAAGACACAGUAACUGAAGAGGCGGAUGAUUCUGGCGCAGAAAUGAUCAUAUCCGAAGACGAACAACAAACCGAGGGUGUAUUGGAUGACGGAGGUCUUGAAAAAGCUCGGGCACGUCUUCUUGCACAACUCGGCGAUCGCUUGGUACACUCCCAGAUGCCCGUACCUGAUACGCCGCCAACACAAACCUUCCACCAUCUCUCGCGAGCCGAGGCUGAGAGACAGCGGCAAGAGAUACGCAGAGGAGUGAAUUUAUGCGAUAUGACUCCUGGAAAAUCGACACCCGCUUCCGGACCGCCAAAGACAAGAUCACAGGCCAUGACUCCAUUGACCGAGAGUGACUGGAACACCAAGGUAGCCAUCGACAUGAUUCUGACGGUAGUAGCAGAGUGCUACGGACAGAAGGACCUGCUAGAAUUCCGAGCAGCAUGGUAGCUGCAAGCACAGCCAUCAUUAGAUACCCAUGCAUCAAACUAAUUAUUGUAAUUCUAUGACUAUACUUUUGCUAUGGCUGUGACGUCGGUACGUAUAUGCACGGGCCAAG